AUGGAAGGUAGCCUAAAGCAGCUCAGCCUGGAGCGGGGGCCCGAGGGGGCGGGGGACAGCCAGGGGCAGGCCGCGCUGCAGGAGCUGGCCCUGAGGUGGUUCAUGGAGACACAGGCCCCCAUCAUUCUGCAGAAUGGAGCCCUGCCCCCCUGGUUUCACGGAUUCGUCACACGCAAGCAGACAGAACAGCUGCUCAGGGACAAAGCGCUUGGCUCCUUCCUCAUCCGUCUCAGUGACCGGGCCACUGGCUACAUCCUGUCCUACAGGGGGGGCGACCGCUGCCGACAUUUCGUCAUCACCCAGCUCCAAGACCGGCGCUACCUCGUCCCCGGGGACACCCACAGCCACAGCAGCCUGGCUGACCUCGUGCGCCAUUACCAGGAGGUGCAGUUUGAGCCCUUUGGGGAGACCCUGGCCGCUGCCUGCCCCCGGCCAGAGGACAAUGAUCUGUACGACGCCAUCACCCUGGGCUCCCACCACACCAACCCAGGCCAUGAAAACCCACCAGCCACGGCAUCCCCCACGCGCGUCCCAGACAAGGCUGCUGGCCCCUGCCUCCCUCCAAAGUCCCAGGUCUCCUUCCUCCACAUGAAGAAGAGCCUGGACGCGAGUCCCUGGAACCUGGCCGAGGAGGAGACCGUGGAGGUCCCCAUCAGAAUGCCCCCCCUUCCCGAAAGGAGUGCCUCCCUUCUAGAAGAGUCUUUUGGAGGUGCCAGCGACAUCCUCUAUGCAGACCUGAGGAAGAUGAACCACGCACGGCUAGGUCGGGGCACAGACGUGUCCGGCAGGCACGGGCCAGUUCCCCCUGGCAGUCAGGCUUGCUCCCCAGGCAAGGAGGCCCCAAAGAAGCUCUCCGAUGGUGGCCCAGGGCCUGUCCUUUCUGGGGGGAGCCCAGACCAGGGUCCUACAGCGCCUCCCACUUCCUGGGUCCCCAGGUCUGAGGCUCCAGGAUCCUCAGCUGCUACCUGGAGCCAGGGGUCUCCAAAGCAGAGCCCCAGGGCUCAGCCCUGCUCCCACGGCAGCUCUGCAGACACCUAUGAGCUCGUCCAGGAAGAGGCCAGGGAUGGGCCAGACCAAGGAGAAGGCAGUACCUACGAGCAGAUCCCAGCCUGCUGGGGUGGCCCCGCCAGGCCCCCCUAUCCUGGGGCCAGUGCCACAUACAGCAAGCUGUCGGGGCCCACGGACUGUGGCUGUGAGAGGAGCUUGGGGACACCAGAGCCAAGCAACACUUAUGAACAAAUCACUGCAGCCAAGAGCAAGGGUGCUGGACGGACACAUAAGCCCGACAAGCUUCGGAGGCUCUUCUUCACGGACAAGAAGUACAGAUCCUGAGGACUGGCUUCCAGCAGCCUACACCAUGGGUUUCCCGGUACCGGAGCCAUGCCAGGGAAGCCCUGAGCUCACCUGAAGUGCUCCUCGCAUCCUCAGACCACCCCCACCCCCACCCCACCCGUGAAGGAGCCAGCCUCAGAGACAGCGCCUGUGUGCCCACCCGGAGACACAGCAGAAGGGGCUUUCCAGCUGUCCCCUAGGCCUCCCACCCAUCCAGAGAAGAAAUUAAGGCCUGAGAGGAGGGGACUCGCACGCCUCCCAUGAGACCCAGACCCAGGUCCUGCCCUCCAACGCGCCCUGAGGGCCUUGCCCGGUGCCAGCUCUGGACGCAGGGCACUCGGCCUCUCAGCAUGGCCAUCCCUCAGGUCAGGAUGCUCUGGCUGGGCCCCUUCUCCUCAGAUCCUUUGGUCUGUCCCACUUCCCCUCCUACCCGUGUCCCCACCUCCCUAAGGGUGACAAUCAGCUUGGUUGUCCCUGCCCACUGCCCCAGGCCUAGGAGGCAGAAGACAGACUGACCAUCCCCAGAGGACACCACAGCCCCUCUGCACCCCGUCCUGGGCAGAGCUGGCCCAGUUCACCUUGGCGGGGAUAUCUCCCCUCAGCGGUCUCUGGGCAGGGCAGCUUCCUUCUGAGGAAGGGGGUGAAGCAUCCCCACCGCCCAGGGGUGUUGUCAGGAUUGAGCACGGCAACCAGCCUGCACCUGACACACGGUCAGCGCCCCAUAAAUGUUCCCCGGAACCACUGUUAUCAUGAGAGAAAUGGAAACAGUUCUCACCCAGACUCCGUCCCACGUGGGGCUCGCGUCACGAUUUGGGGCACAGAUGUGUCUUCCUCCCAAAGACACAAGCACUGAAAUAAAAGUUAG
Hipposideros armiger (great roundleaf bat) is the source of this 2197-nucleotide messenger RNA. RefSeq names its product SH2 domain containing 7 (gene SH2D7). Bases 1 to 1332 code for a protein of 443 amino acids. Gene Ontology annotation, cellular component: cytoplasm. The transcript has 6 exons. Lineage: Eukaryota; Metazoa; Chordata; Mammalia; Chiroptera; Hipposideridae. The record is from RefSeq and is a predicted model, not a curated record.